UAUGACUAUUUUAAAUGUCGUAAUGAACUAAGGCUUUAAAUAUAAGUGACCUCGGGCUUAGGGCAUAAGUGGGGACGAUAGUUCGAGCGUUCCUGUCAGCAUGUCUGAGCCUAUUAGAGUUCUGGUGACCGGUGCUGCUGGGCAGAUUGCCUAUUCCCUUCUGUUAAGCAUCGCCAAGGGGGAUGUAUUUGGGAAAGAGCAGCCAGUCGUCCUUCUGCUUUUGGACAUAACGCCCAUGUUGCCAGUUUUGGAAGGUGUUGUCAUGGAACUGCAGGACUGUGCUCUUUCACUUCUGAGAGAGAUUAUUCCCACUGACAAGGAGGAGGUGGCCUUCAAAGACCUGGAUGUGGCCAUCCUGGUGGGCUCAAUGCCCAGGAAGGAAGGGAUGGAGCGGAAAGACCUGCUGAAAGCCAACGUGGCCAUCUUUAAGAGCCAAGGAACAGCCUUGGAGAAGUUUGCCAAGAAGACAGUCAAGGUGCUGGUUGUGGGAAACCCUGCCAACACCAACUGUCUGAUCACAGCCAAGUCUGCUCCCUCCAUCCCCAAGGAGAACUUCUCCUGCCUCACCCGCCUGGACCACAACCGGGCUCGCUCUCAGGUGGCAAUGCGCUGUGGCGUCCCUGCCACUAAUGUGAAGAAUGUCAUCAUCUGGGGCAACCACUCGUCCACCCAGUACCCAGAUGUGCACCACUGCACGGUCAACAUGUCAGGCAGUGAGCUGGCCUGCUUCGAUGCAGUCAAGGAUGACGCUUGGCUCAAAGGAGAUUUCAUAUCUACAGUUCAGCAGAGAGGUGCUGCAGUCAUCAAGGCCAGGAAGUUGUCCAGUGCCAUGUCUGCAGCCAAGGCCAUCUGUGACCACAUGAGGGACAUUUGGGCUGGCACUCCAGAGGGUGAGUUCACCUCUAUGGGGAUUUACUCCACUGGAAACUCCUACGGAGUCCCAGAAGACCUUAUCUACUCAUUCCCUGUCCAGAACAAGGACAAAAGCUGGAAGAUUGUGGACGGUCUGGCGAUUAAUGCAUUUUCUCGGUCAAAGAUGGACGCCACAGCAAUAGAGCUGAUAGAGGAGAGAGACAUGGCUGUGGCUUUCCUGGCAGUAUGACUAAACCCAACACACCCACUACUCCAGCAAGUAGACAGCCCCAAAACUCCAGAUUCACGCCUGUGAUGAAGUGCUCAGUCAGCCCAUUCGUCACUCAGUGAAGGUGUGUCUGAAAGAGAAAGUCAGUCUUUAUGAUUGUAAAGAUGGAUUUACGUUUGUGCAUUAAACAGGAAUGGGUUUGAGGAAAGAUGUAAUUUGUGAUCUAGAAGAUUUAUUGGACAGGAUUUGUUUCAUGUUCAGUAGAAAGCAGAGUCGCUCCUUCUAAUGACAUAACUUCACUAAUAAACUCCAAACAUGGUUCUCUGGGUGUGAAUGAAUGGAUGACUAUUACAUAAAGUCAGACCUGCUCUGUGUCUUCAAGCACUGUGGCAGAUAACUUAAAGAAUAAACACUUUAAACAAUGAA
Messenger RNA from Nothobranchius furzeri (turquoise killifish), 1507 nucleotides. It is a transcript of the gene mdh1ab, whose product is annotated as malate dehydrogenase 1Ab, NAD (soluble). NCBI's taxonomy places the organism in Eukaryota, Metazoa, Chordata, Actinopteri, Cyprinodontiformes, Nothobranchiidae. Gene Ontology annotation, cellular component: mitochondrion; cytosol. Gene Ontology annotation, biological process: tricarboxylic acid cycle; malate metabolic process; oxaloacetate metabolic process. Gene Ontology annotation, molecular function: L-malate dehydrogenase (NAD+) activity. The record is from RefSeq and is a predicted model, not a curated record.